GUGUGCCCGCUAGUGGGAGGUUUAUAAACGCUAGCACAUGUCGACAUGUUCGUGAUAGAACCGGUUCGCUCGUGGCCCUACUAGUGGGGAUUAUACACUAGUAAUUUCUGUAGCCUGCCAGUGGGAGGUUUAUAACACUGGCCGUGACCUAUAGAGGAGACGUCUAUUUCGUGCCCGUACUGUAUCCGUUUUCUGAUUACACUUGUUGGCAUGCUAUACGUUUAAUUAAGGGCAAUCCAUAUUUUACUUACUGAGUUAUCUCACCUCGUUUUUCUCGUCCACCAUUUCAGGUAGUGUGCCCCGAGACUCGGAAAUCAAGGGGAGUGACGUGAAAGAAAAAAAAAGGCUAGCCACUUGAGAUUUGACAUAGAUUUUAGAUACAUGUACACCACGCUCCUGUAAGUUAGAUUUUAUCUGGAAAGUUUAUGGUAUCAAAACUGAUUUUGUUCAGUAAGUUCCGAGCCUUGUGCAUUUGUGGGACCCGUCUCACGAGUGCACGGCGUCUGUCGCGCCUCGGAUUUGGGUUCUGGGGCGUGACAGAUAAAGUGGUAUCAGAGCUUAGGUUUGAUUAAGAUUUCGUGAUGUGAGAGCCUAGAGUGGCGCAGUGGAAGCGUAGUAGAUCAUGUUCUGAUCAUAGAAAGUCGGUGAGGCGUUUGUUUUGUUUUAGAAUAUGUGAAGCUAUUCACCAAUCAAGUGAUCCUAGAUUUGAGUUUUGGGGACAAAACUCCUUUUUAGGAGGGGUGGAUGUAAUACCCCAAAAUUUGGGGAUAUUUUAGCAUUAAAUAAGGGAUUUAUUUGAGGAAAAAUUUUAUGGAGGGGCUUAAUAGUCAAAUUAUUAAGAGUUGAGGAACUUAAAAAGAAAGGGAAUUAGGAUAAGGAUGGCUGAGUUGUUCUUCUUUUUCUUCUUCCUUAUCCGCGUGACCUGCUCUUCUUCUUCUUCCCGAAAGCCCCAAGCCCCCCGACAGCCUCCUCUUGAAAAACUCGUGAGAAGCUUGUGUUUUCCCCCUUGUUUUCUUGUCCAAAAACCAGAUUUGAGCUUAGAAACCUUCUCCCCUGUUGGAAAUUCCAGAUCUGCCUUGCUCUGCUUGUCUUCACCGCCGGCUGCUAUGUGGGUGGGUGAUUUCUGGGCUUUUUCCGAAUUUUCUGCAAUUGCCGCCGGCUCCCUCACCAGCCAAGCCCGGUUUCUACAGCUGGGAAUUUUGGUAUGUUGACAGCCCCUCCAAGCCCCGAAUUUGUCCAUUUAUUUGCUGAUUUGUGUGUUCGAAAAUCUGCUGGAAAUAUGGGAGAAAAUUGAUAGUAAUUAAACCAUGAUUUAGCUU
This is a messenger RNA of Rubroshorea leprosula, 1319 nucleotides long. Lineage: Eukaryota; Viridiplantae; Streptophyta; Magnoliopsida; Malvales; Dipterocarpaceae. The record is from the annotation of a GenBank genome assembly.